Adineta steineri is the source of this 519-nucleotide messenger RNA. Lineage: Eukaryota; Metazoa; Rotifera; Eurotatoria; Adinetida; Adinetidae. The record is from the annotation of a GenBank genome assembly.
AUGGAAGAACAUGGAAUGUUUGUUGAAACAACUGUGAAAGAAAAUGAACGAAAUGAACAUGAAACAUAUAUUCGUAUGGCAAUUGACCUAGCAGAAGAAAAUGUUAAACAUGGACUCGGUGGACCAUUUGGUGCUGUUAUUUGUAAAGAUGGAAAAAUUAUUGCUAAAGGUUCAAAUAAAGUUGUUCCAACAUGUGAUCCAACAGCACAUGCUGAAAUGACGGCUAUUCGUCAGGCUUGUCAACAAUUAAAAACACAUAAUCUUGAAGGUUGUGUUAUUUAUACAUCAUGUGAACCAUGUCCAAUGUGUUUAGGUGCUAUUUAUUGGGCACAUCUUGAGCAUAUUUAUUUUUCACAUUCAAAAUCGGAUGCUAAAGAUAUUGGUUUUGAUGAUCAUUUUAUUUAUGAAGAAUUAGCACGUGAAUUACAUGAACGACGGGUUGGCAUCACUCAAUUGCUGAAAGAUGAAUCGAAAGCAUUUUCAAUGUGGACAGAGUGCCAGAAUAAAACACAUUAUUAA